Messenger RNA from Arachis ipaensis, 1178 nucleotides. Its product is annotated as eukaryotic translation initiation factor 5A-like. Lineage: Eukaryota; Viridiplantae; Streptophyta; Magnoliopsida; Fabales; Fabaceae. Gene Ontology annotation, biological process: positive regulation of translational elongation; positive regulation of translational termination. The record is from RefSeq and is a predicted model, not a curated record. Gene Ontology annotation, molecular function: ribosome binding; translation elongation factor activity; RNA binding.
UUGUGAACAGAGAAGAGUUCAAUUAUCCUAAUCUGAGUUUUGAAUAAUAAGAAAAACAAUGUCUGAUGAGGAGCACCAUUUCGAGGCUAAGGGUGAUGCAGGAGCAUCAAAAACAUAUCCACAACAAGCUGGAACCAUUAGGAAGAAUGCUUACAUUGUAAUCAAAAACAGACCUUGCAAGGUUGUAGAGGUUUCAACUUCGAAAACUGGGAAGCAUGGACACGCGAAGUGUCACUUUGUUGGUAUUGACAUCUUCACUGGGAAGAAGCUUGAAGAUAUUGUCCCAUCUUCCCAUAACUGUGAUGUUCCUCAUGUCAACCGAACUGACUACCAGCUCAUUGAUAUCUCCGAGGAUGGAUUUGUGAGUCUGCUCACUGAGACGGGUAGCACUAAGGAUGAUCUUAAGCUUCCAAGUGAUGAAAGUCUGCUUUCACAGAUCAAGGAUGGAUUUGCUGAGGGUAAGGAUUUGGUCGUGUCAGUUAUGUCUUCCAUGGGUGAGGAGCAGAUUUGUGGCCUUAAGGACAUUGGCCCCAAGUAGUAGGCCAUGUUCCAUACUUCCAUGUCACUUUAAUGCUGGAACUGGAAAGCAUAAGUUGCAAAGAAGAUUAUAAAUAGCAAUCUUUCUUUUUCCUUUUAAUUAUACUUAUAUGGUUUUAUGUGCUAAUUUAUGCCAAAAUGUGUACCAUUCUUGAAAUGUCUAGUUGUCUACUUUGUGACUUUAUAUGUACAGGAGUUCUUAACACACACACAUUAGUGUUCUCAAUAUUAGUAUUGUUCUAACCAAAAAUAAAGAUAGAAACCAGACAACUUUAAGCUACGUUCUAAAUCAAGAACCAAAAAUGAAAGUUGCUCGAACAAACAAUUGCAAAACAUCCAUAAAUUCUCCUGAAGUAAUCUCAGAAGCAUCCAAAGGGUAAAAAAAGUCAGAACAAUACUUCUAGUUUAAACUGUUUGAGUGAUGCGCAAGAUGAACAAUAUAACGUCAAUACAUGGAAAAUAUAAAACAUCAUCGGUGACUCAGUUCUCAGCUUGUAUAAUAUACUGAACAUCACUGAAAUAUAGGCAGUGAAUUGAGUAGUUUUUGUAAGACAUAUGUUAGAAUAUAACUUAUUCAGAAUCAUGAGGAGCCCUAGAAAUCACUAAAUCACGUUUGAUGAUUUGGAGUGAAGCAAAAGUUC